Molecule: messenger RNA, 468 nt
Organism: Fusarium fujikuroi IMI 58289
Lineage: Eukaryota; Fungi; Ascomycota; Sordariomycetes; Hypocreales; Nectriaceae
Exons: 2
Coding region: 1-468 (155 amino acids)
Source: RefSeq, a predicted model, not a curated record
AUGAACCUGGAUACAUGGUGUGUUACGUACCUGUCUACCUACCUUAUUCCUGUAGCAAAUCCUUGUCAAUCAACGGGAGCAUCUUCUUUACAACCGACUUUUGCUGGAAACAGCCCAGUAUCCGUGACACAAACAGAGUCCCAGAGCGCGCUGACGUCUGAUACGUCGGUUAUAACUUCUGCUACAUCUUCAGAACCUCAAUCGGGCUCAGAAACAGGGUCAUUUGAUUCAACGACCGGAACUUUGACCGACCAAAUCACCACCUCAUCAGGAUCUAUCAUUAGCAGCGAUGCCCUCACUACCUCAACAGGCAUAAUCGAAUCACCAGGCCGCCCCGUGAUAUUCCUCAUCUCCGCUCCCAACACCUACAAACGACAAAACACAGACAAGGUUUCGUCGGAAACAACAACCCAUCAAUCUGCACCUUUGCUCAAAGUUUCAACCUCGCUGAAGAGCAGCUCUUCAUAG